AGCUGUAAUUUUGCCAUAACAAAACAGGAAUGGCGACUUACAGUUCGUGUGAGAGUUCUUCAGCACCCAUAGACUUCCAUUUAUCCUCGUCGACGGACGACUACACCUGCAGGAUUUCGACUAAUUACCAGAAAUGUCCAUUGUGUAAAAAAUCCCGCUGCAAAUUCUACUGCAGGGACUGCGUCAGGAGCGGAGACUUUGUCCGUUCGACUGCGCCCAUGGUGGACAGGUUUUCUGAAAUGAAAAUUCAGCUGCAAAGAAAGAAAAGACUGAGGACGGAGGUUCAAGAGAGCUGUGAAAUCAUUCUUCGAAAGAGAGAGAAGGCUGAAAAACUGAAAAAUGACAUAGAUGCGUGUAAGGAUCGAAUAAAUUUGCUGAGGAAAAUCUCUUCUCAAUGCAAGGAAAACAUUACUAAAAAUAGAGCAUUAGCACGGAAUUUAAAUGAAGUUAAUAGGCAACGUUCCGAGCGGCUCCCCAAGUACCAGGAAAGAGUUGCUCGACUGGAGACGAUUGCUCGCCAGUCAAAUGAAAAAGUGGAUGUCCACCGAAAUCAACUGGUGGCCAUACAGCAGAAACUGAAAGUUGUUGUCUUGAGAAGAUCAGAGCAGUUGCUCAAAUACAUUUUUCCCAUUACUGAAGUCAUUCCGCCUUCGAGAAGUGAAUAUUCUGACGGUCUAGAGGAUUCGGUCACAAGUGCAAUAGCUGAAGCUUCGCAAAUGACCUUUGUUAGAGGUCAAUGGGUGUCCAGUGAUUGCUCUGGAGAGUUGCACCACUGCAUCGUGGCACCAACCCUGCCCAUUUCUGGCGAUUAUUCAGCUUACAGCAUGUGGGUUGCUGCAAAUAAAGAUGGUGUGCCGGGCGCAGGAGUUUCAGCCGACAAAGUUGAGCUCAACCCAGCCUACACUAUAUCAGCAGCACUCACCUACACUGCUCAGCUAGUCAACGUUCUUGCCUUUUAUUUGGACGUCCGACUACCUAGAAAGCAGUACUACAGUGAUUUUUGUCAGCAUGAGAUGACGGACCAGCAGUUUGCUAGACGUGUUGCAAGGCUGAACGCAAACGUUCUUCACUUAUGUUUUUCGCAGAAUAUUUCUCCUUCUGUAUUACAUCCUACAAGGACCCUUCACAAUUUGCUUCAGUUGUUUAACAAAGACGUCAGCGACCUUGGAAGGCAAGGUCCAGUUGAAGUUGACACAGAUCUUGUUCGAUCCUUGGAGGAACAGUUGAUUCGAGAUUUAGAGGCAUUUGACGGAGACGAAGAAGAAACUUGUUCAGACGGUGAAGAGGAAGAUUACCUGCCAGGCGAAUGGGAAUCGGUUCCUUCACUGCCGUACCAAGAAAGUGGCGCUGGCGCCCUUGUCGGCCGCAGUUCGACUGAUGGCAGGGCUUUGGUUUCUGCUCAGGGCAGUGCAGUUGGCACCAGCGUAGCUGGUGGACUUGUGACUAGUGCGGCUGCCAGCAUUGCGUCCCUCUGGCGUGGUUGGACGGCUGGUGGCAAUACCAAUAGGUGAUAUUUUUGUUAAAGCGCAGAUAUUGUGCUGAUUGUGCAAAUUUAGUUUAUUUCAAUGUUAAAAAUACUCUUUAUAAUUUGUGGACUGUAAUAGUUCCUCCGCACAUUUUUUUUUUAUCUUUGUAAUGGACCAAGAACUGCAAUCUUAAAGCUAAUAAAUACAGAUUUAAGCAUAUAAAAUAUUU
Molecule: messenger RNA, 1695 nt
Organism: Neocloeon triangulifer
Lineage: Eukaryota; Metazoa; Arthropoda; Insecta; Ephemeroptera; Baetidae
Gene: Atg14
Product: beclin 1-associated autophagy-related key regulator
Exons: 9
Coding region: 30-1511 (493 amino acids)
Biological process (GO): autophagosome assembly; cellular response to starvation; mitophagy
Cellular component (GO): phosphatidylinositol 3-kinase complex, class III; extrinsic component of phagophore assembly site membrane; mitochondria-associated endoplasmic reticulum membrane contact site
Source: RefSeq, a predicted model, not a curated record